Colletotrichum higginsianum IMI 349063 is the source of this 825-nucleotide messenger RNA. Its product is annotated as Dephospho-CoA kinase. Gene Ontology annotation, molecular function: ATP binding; dephospho-CoA kinase activity. The transcript has a single exon. NCBI's taxonomy places the organism in Eukaryota, Fungi, Ascomycota, Sordariomycetes, Glomerellales, Glomerellaceae. The record is from RefSeq and is a predicted model, not a curated record. Gene Ontology annotation, biological process: coenzyme A biosynthetic process. The coding region runs from base 1 to 825 and encodes 274 amino acids.
AUGCUCUUUAUCGGUCUAACAGGCUCCAUCGCAACGGGCAAGUCCACCGUUUCCUCCGUGCUCUCCAGUCCCCCCUACUCCAUUCCCCUCGUCGACGCCGAUCUCCUCGCGAGGAAAGUCGUCGAGCCGGGGACAAAGGGCUAUGCCGCUAUCGUGAAGCACUUUCUCCCCACCACCCCGGAACUCCUCGUCCCGGCUUCUGACGCCAUGCCCGAGGCCGGGCCCGACGGGAAGGGACGACCCCUCAACCGACCCGCCCUCGGCAGGCGCGUCUUCGGCGAUACGGAAGAGCUCAAGCGCGACCGCUCCGUCCUUAACGGCAUUGUCCACCCGGCCGUUCGUGCCGAAAUGUACAAGGCCAUCUUCCGCGCCUACAUCGCCGGUCACUGGGCCGUCCUACUUGACGUCCCCCUGCUGUUCGAGAGCGGGCUUGAUCGCCUCUGCGGCACCGUGUUCGUCGUCGCCGUCAAGGACCCAGAGGUGCAGAUGCAGCGUCUCAUGGCACGCGACCCUCACCUCAGCCGCGAGGAGGCCGAAAACCGCGUGCUGAGCCAAACGGAUGUGAGGCUCAAGGCGAGGAGGUGCGAGGCCCGAGGCCCUGGCAAGGGCGUCGUGCUCUGGAACGACGGCUCCAAGGAGGACCUGAAAAAGGACAUCCGCGAGGCCAUCCGCCAAGUUCAGGCAUCGAGUCCCGUUUGGUGGAGCUGGCUGCUCCUGGCAUGUCCUCCGGCAGCCGCCGCCCUAGGGGCGUGGCAGUUCUGGCAGAAUAUUCGCAUCAACAAGGCCUGGGCGGACCAGGAGAGGUUCGAGAAGGCCAAGCUGUAG